This is a messenger RNA of Dermacentor andersoni, 7848 nucleotides long. It is a transcript of the gene Sulf1, whose product is annotated as Extracellular sulfatase Sulf1. NCBI's taxonomy places the organism in Eukaryota, Metazoa, Arthropoda, Arachnida, Ixodida, Ixodidae. Gene Ontology annotation, molecular function: glycosaminoglycan binding; N-acetylglucosamine-6-sulfatase activity. The record is from RefSeq and is a predicted model, not a curated record.
GCGUGUACUCAUUGAAUGGAGCGGUCUUAACUUUGGACCACGCUUUGCGGUUAUUAUUGAGGUCCGCCCUCUCCUUAUUUAGGUGAAGAUGUUGCAAUACAAGCAAUUUGUCAGAGAUUACGAAUAGCUAAUCUUUCCAGCAAUUGUAAUCUUUGCAAAGUAAACUUGUUCUUCUGUCCACAUCCUUUGUUAGACCGGGUGAGUAAACAACUGACAGCCAAAUCCUUUUAAAAUUUAUAUAUCCACUCAAAUGCCGUCGCAUUUCAUACUUCGUUACAAAGGUGUCUUCACUGUUUGGCCGGAAAACAUCACUGAAGUGUACGUACAUCUGCCAAAGUGAAGUAAAGAUACUGUUGCUCAUAAAGACGGCACCCGACUGUGUUUUCAACGUUGACGUGUUGUGAAAAAAAGAAAGAAAAUGAAAAAAACUCACUGCCUUUUGUAAGAAUUGUUGAUUGUUGUUUAUGAUAAUGGCUACGCAUAGCGUGUCGCCCCGCAAUACGCUAGCGAAGUUUGCUCCUUCGCGCGCUUUCGAAGUUACUACGCCGCAGCCCUCUCCACAAGCCGUUCCAUUUUUCCGAAUGACUUCCGCCACUUUUUUGCUAACCAUUCUUCCUUGUGCAAGGCCCUGCUGGUCAGUCCUCACUGGUCAGUCUUCGCUUUCAGCGUUUACCGAGAUGUUUCAGAUUGCUUACGCGUGACCCAUUCUUCCGUCCGCACGGGUACUGCGUAGGCGUGUCUGCCGGAGCUAUCAAGUGCGUGCAAGUUGCCGGUGUUUCAACCACGGCGAAAUAUGUGGUUGAAUUCUGCUCGAAAAGGAAUACAUGUUAUAUUACCGUUGGAAUGUCUACGUUCCUCGAACGCGUGAAAACUUUGGUGUCAUGUUUCGGUUGUAGCUAGCGUUACAUGUGCCGUGUAAUAGCUGCAUCGGUCGUGCUUUUAAUGUUAUGUGCACUUUUGUGGCUCAAACUUUGGCAUGGACAGGUUAUAUUAAGGGUAGGAUCUGCUCGCUUGUCGCUACAUUAUAAUACAUAAAAGAGCGCUUGGGGAUCUAAUAAACGCACGACCCGUUUGCCUUCUUGGAUAAAAAAAAAAUAAAAAAAAUUGUGUACUGUUCAUCUUUUCACUGUUGUAUGCGUGCGAAUAACGCGCUGCUCAGAAUAACUGAGCACAAACUUUUAAUGGGAUCAUUUCAGUUUUCAAUUAUGAACAUACCAUGGACGAAACAAGAGGCCACAGUGAUCAUCCUUUGCCUCAUCUCCCUGUUCACGAGGGCCUCACUAGGAAAGAAAAUCGCUUUGCAAUCUUCCAAGGGCCAAGAUCCACUGAUGGCGUCUGAACAGGUAGGACCAUCUGGGAGAAUUUUACCAGCAGCAUCCUAUGACAAGUCCUCAUCUAUGUGGCGGGAUACGACGUUUACCAUGCCAACAACACCGGCCCAGCGUAAACGAGAUCAACGGCCACCCAAGCAAAGUCUGUUGCCCAGGGAGAAGAAGCCAAACAUCAUACUCAUUUUGACUGAUGACCAAGAUAUUGAGCUUGGUUCAAUGGGCUUUAUGCCAAAGACACUGCAGAUUCUUGGUGAGGGAGGCGCCCAUUUCCCGCAGGCUUACGUUUCCACUCCAAUGUGCUGCCCUUCACGAAGCUCUAUGCUCACGGGCCUUUAUGCUCACAACCAUCACGUGCUCACGAACAGUGAUAACUGCUCCUCGCCCCAGUGGCAGCAGGAGUUCGAGUCUCGCUCAUUUGCUACGUACCUGAGUGCAGCAGGCUAUCGAACAGCCUACUUUGGCAAGUACCUGAAUGAAUACAAUGGCAACCACAUUCCAACCGGCUGGCGGGAGUGGGCCGCUCUAGUCCGCAACUCGCGCUUCUACAACUACACUGUCAAUGUCAACGGCCACAAGCGCAAGCAUGGUCUGGACUAUGUUCGCGACUACUAUCCUGACCUGGUGACGAAUGACAGUGUGGCUUUCCUGCGCCAGUCCAAGCAACUGUUUCCAAAUCGCCCAGUGAUGAUGGUUGUCUCCUAUCCGUCCCCGCAUGGCCCAGAAGACUCGGCACCCCAGUACCAACAUCUUUUUCAUAAUAUCACGACACACAGGACACCAAGCUGGAAUUAUGCUCCAAACAUGGACAAGCAGUGGCUAUUGCGUUACACUGGCCAGAUGGAGCCGAUUCACAUCAAAUUUACUGAUAUGCUUCAUACAAAGCGGCUCCAGACUUUGCAAACUAUCGAUGAUGCUGUGGAAAAGCUGUACAAUGAACUUUUAAGCUUAGGAGAGCUGAACAACACCUACAUUUUCUACACAUCUGAUCAUGGCUAUCACCUUGGCCAGUUUGGCCUUGUGAAAGGAAAAUCGAUGCCUUUUGAAUUUGACAUUCGGGUACCCUUCUAUGUCAGGGGGCCGAAGGUACCUCCAGCAACGAGGUUAAAAGAUAUUGUACUGAAUAUUGAUUUAGCACCAACCUUUCUAGAUAUUGCUGGCAUUGAUGUUCCGGAGCAUAUGGACGGCAAGUCGAUAUUUCCCAUAUUGGAAGAUGCCUUCGAUUCCGUGAGAAGUGGCCACAGGCGAACUGAGAUAAAACGGAGGAAAUCAUGGCGAGACAGCUUUCUGAUUGAAAGAGGCAAAGUUUCGAAGGAUCACUUGUAUGACGGAACCUACAACUCGACCAAGGAGCGCAACCUGCACGUGAAGUGUAUGUCUGGCAGACACCCUUCGCCAUGUCAGCCACAUCAGAAAUGGGAGUGCAUUCACGAUGGCAGGCGUUGGCACAUGCGUCGUUGCAAGCACCCGCGGCUCCAUCACCGUAAAACCUGUGUCUGCAAGGAGCACAAUGAGGACCACUUGCCCGAAGUGGACAUUGGUGAGAUUCCAGUGCCGAGUGGGGUCAAGCUGAAGAAGCCCAAGGAACAUCGCCACCAUCACCACCACGGUCAGCAUUCGCACACAAUCCAAGAGCUGCCUUCUGCUACAUCGUCUGCAAGCCAGACUAUGCUUGCUGCCCAUCGCCUGGAGCCAUCUACUAACUCCCAGCUCACGCCAGAGGAACGCAAGCAGCAACGGAAGUUUCUUCGAGAGCAUGUGAAGCAGUCCUUCAGGCCUGUCUUCAUGGCGGUCCGGUUGAAGCGGCGCGCAGAUGCAGUGACAGAAGGCUUUGACCUGACAGACGACAAGGCUGUAUCUGCUUUUCUGAGUGCAACAGCAGACGAGCUGCUUGAAGAGGAGAUGAAGUUGCUAGCACAUACCAAUGGCACUGGAGACCAGUCGUGGGGAGGUGCGCUGGGCGACGAGCCAGUUCCCAAACGCAACGGCAACAGCCAGUGCAGUCCCAGUGAACGCUGGUGCGUUGUUGCCGGGGAAGGAAUUGGUGGUGGCAGUGGCAAUAGGCAAGACGGCAGGCCGGCACGGCCUAACCACAAUGCCAAGCGGCUGUGGCGUCAGAAGAAGGAGCACAUUGACGCUCUCAUCCGUCGACUACGACAGAAGCUAGAACAGCUCAAAGGGCUGCGGAGGACGCUCAAGAAGCAUAAGACUAAGCACCGCCAUCACAAGCACCUGCUGCCAUUGCCGACCGAGGUCCCCCUCGUGACGGCAAGAGGAGGCAGGGCGAGGGACAUCGAAGAAGGUGACGGUGACGAAGACGAUGAAAGAGAAUACGAGGAGGAAGUCUCCAUUCCAAGGCAGUGCCAAUGUGCUAAUGGCCAGCGGGGCACUCUUGUAAAAGACAGCCAAGAAGAUCUCGGUAGUGAGCAUGCAAGGACCAAGGAAGAGAAACUGAGGCGCAAGGAGCGAAAAUUUCGCCGCAAGUCAAAGUUCCAAAACACGACGUGCAACCUCGAGAAAAUGAAUUGCUUCACUCACGACAACAACCACUGGAAGACUGCACCCCUUUGGACAUAUGGUCCAUUUUGUUUCUGCCAGAAUGCCAACAACAACACAUUUUGGUGCCUGCGAACAAUCAACGAGACGCACAAUUUUCUCUACUGUGAAUUCGUCACUGGCUUCAUUACUUUCUACGACAUGAGAACUGAUCCUUAUCAGUUGCGAAAUGCAGUCCACGAUUUGUCGACGCAGGAGGUUCAAGAGCUGCACAACUCUCUUGAAAGAUUAAAAAGGUGCAAAGGCUCUCGAGAGUGUCACUUGAAGUACAGACCAGAGGGACGACGAGAUUUUCCCGGAUCCGUUCGUACGAAGCAUGAUAGGCAUUGGAAAAGUAGUCAUCCUGAAUGAUAGAGUGGAUGUAUGACUGCUACUUUACACAAUAAGGAAUUCUUCUCUGCGUCUCCCGCCAAGGAAAUGCGCACGAAGGACAUCACAAGCCACCCCAUAGAUGACACGUCAGAAGUUCCUGCAGCCAAUCUUUUCUUGCUGCCCUACUUUUUGCAUUUGUGUCUUUUGCACAAACUCUGCAUUUACUAUCUUUCUUUCCCGAACAAACUCUAGUGCACCUCAUACAUGGCAUACUGUAUGUGCAUGUGUAAGGGUCACACCUUUUUUUAGUGUUCUUAACGUGGUGCAACUGUAACACAGGGCUGGGCCAUCACAGUCCAGUUAUUCUGGCCGUGCAUAAAUCCACAUGGUCCCUGUGAACCAAAAGAGUGAACAUUUUUGUUUUCAUUAUAGAUUGCUUGCUCACGGAUGUGCGUCAUGCCCCAGGCGCCCAUCUAGAACUGGCGACUCUCACUGUCGCCGCUGCUCGGGCUCUGUUUGGCAGCACACUCAUGGAUGCAGUCGUCACUCAUGCCAUCUGUGUUAUCAGACACGUCUGUGAAUUCAAAGCUCUCUACAACAAUGUCCAAAAAUAUCAUAGUCCACAUGCUCAGAAUCGGGGACGAUCUGCAAUGAUGACUUUGUUAAAUUGCAAAUUUUGUGCUGCCAAGUUGGGCGUGCAGCUCUUAUACAAGUGCGGCCCCUACUCGAGUGUAUACAGCACAUUUCCGUAACUGCAACAAAAGAAAGUCUGGUUGACCCUAAAAAAGAUAGAUACUAUUCCAAGUUCAAGGAAGAAAAGUUCUGAAGUACUGAAACUUGGGUGCAUUUUGAAUUUCAUUCUAAAUGGGCUGUCAAACCUGCAAGAAGCAUCUCCUAGGAACUGCCUAGGCGGCGUCCUGUUAAACCACUAAGAGCUGUCUAGGAGGUACGUUUGGUAAACGAAUAAGCAUGCGCUUGGCUUUCUCUCUCUCGGACCGAAUUACAAUAUUGUUUAGUGGAGGAGUGGGAAUUGUUGACUUGAUAGUGCUGCCAUGUUUUACUGUAGUUCAAAAGAAUACUCUGAAGAAACAUUUGCACUAGUGCACUCUUGAUUUAGAAUUGUGGAUUUUUCUGGCUGUAAUAUUUUCACUUAGACUUGGCAAGUUUCUGUGGUGUCAGGGACAUUGUUGUUAUAAUUUCUUGUUUCGUAUUUGAACCGCACAUGUCUUUUCAGUUCACAAAAGUGGUGACCACCUGCUAUCGUCUUGAGGACAGCAUUUGUGUCUUCUCGCUGAUUACCUGUUAGCCUAAAACUAUUGUAAAUCAUAUUUGCUUUUGCUUUCUUAUAGUCUCUCCAGCUGUUUUAAUUAUUAUAUAUACUAUAUGUAUUAGUCAAAAGUAAUUCUUAUGGCCUAGCUUGGAUGUGUGGCCAGCAUAAAACUAGAUUUUGUUAGGUGCUUUCUUAUUUGUUGUGUAUAAUUUCUGUUGCAGAUGUAUUUUUGUGCUAUUUUUAUUAGUACUUUUUCAGUGUCUCACAGCCUUAUUGCUGAAUCUCACAUUGUUUUCUUUCUAGAAUUUUUUUUGAUAGACUGCAAACUGUGCUUUAUACUUGGUAUGGAGCUGUUGCUCCGAAAUAUGUUUUGCUAUCUUUUUAUUUUGGAUUUAAGCUUUUGAUAAAUGUAUAUAUACACAUAUGUACUAUGAAUACAAAUCGGUCAUGCUUAGCACUGGAACAAUUUUGUUAUCUAUUUACAUUGCAAAACUUUUUAUUCUGCGAUGCCUAUUUAUCAAUGACAUAAUUUUUUAUGUUGUGUUGUUGCAUCGGUUGCUAUCUGUUGAUUUGUGUGCAUCAUAGAUUGCUCAUGCAGCUGCUUUAACCGUGUGAAAAAUGUACAUAAUUAUUUGUUCUUAAGCAACUGUUGAGGGUAGCCGUGUGAAAUAUUGUGCAAAUGAUAGUUAGACUUCAGUGCGAGUACCAAGGACGUUUACUUCUUGGAAGUGCUUGUAUGAAUAGGAAGCCUGUCUAAAACAAAUGUGACUGCCAUGUUAGUCUUGUGCUUAAUUAUGCACAAGUACUUUGUAGCAUACUUGCCUUGGCACCAACCACGCAGAGGAUCUAGAAUACUGUGCAGUGCUUUCUGCAAGCGCUUCUUUUUGGUUGUGUAACAUUGUUUCGAGGUUGUGUUGGUUGUAUAGAAAUAGAACUAGGGAAUUGUAAUGUGCUUGGCACAUUACUUACUUGUCUGUUUGCUUCUUUUUGUAGGUUUGUGUUGAUUUAGGUUCUCUUAAUGUCUUCAAUAGUGCAUUGUGCUUGGUAUAUUGUAUAACAGUACAAGCAUUGCAAAAAUUUGUGUUAAAUGAAUACUAAAGGCAAAUACUAAGUUGAUGUGGACUGUUAAAAUACCAUUCCAGAAACUUCGCAGCACUUGUUUCAUACCAAGAAAAGACUUAGUUUAUGAGAAAAUUGUGUCAAAAGAGUCGGCAUGCCUUUAGCACAAUUCAAAAUAUUCACACUCCAUGCUUUGGGGCAGGGAGUGUUGACGUUACUUAUGCCAUCACCGCCCUUUAGUGACGUCGGGGAGUAAAACGGCACCCGACAGACGGCAGUACUGUUUUCUGUGUAAAACAGAUGUGCGGCCAUGGAGACACUGAGCCAAGAUAUAGUGUGGAUUCGCCGGUGCAUCUACUCUUGGUCAAGUGGCUUGGACUGUUUGGAAAUCCGGUGACAUCACUUGAAAGUGGCAUUCUCUACUACUUGCACUUUGAGUUUCAUGAGCCAGUAAAACCAGCUCAGCAGCAUGCAAUAAUGAAACUACAGAAACACAAAAGCAGGGUGGUGCAGAAUGUAGCAAACGAAGCCUUUUGACCACCUGCAUCAUUGUCAAUGUCGAGUUCUUUUUUCUAAAAAUCAAAUAGAACUGUACAAGUAAUGUUUUCUUCAAUCUUACAAUCCUUUACAAUGAUCUUUUUAUUACAAGUGGUGAGCACUAGUGACAGAAUUACGAGGAGUGUCUCCGUAAUCGGGCUAGUACUUGAAUGUCCAAGGGGAGUCUAAUUGUAUCCUGCAUUUACCUCAAUUUCUCAAUUACCAAAUCUCUGUUUGGGUUGACAUUGACGUUCUUGGGCACUAAUUUAUCACAUUAACUUAACAUUUGCCUUUGGUGUCCCUUUAAAGAUAACUUGUGAUGCAGCUGUUAGGGGUCACAAGCUGCACUUGUUGCUUUGUGUAUUAUGGCCUAGAUAAAAUAACUGUUUCGCUCUUUACCUUGUGGUUGUGACUUCUUGUGAUAAAAAGCAUAAUUUUGAGGUUUCCUGCUGGUUUAUGAUUAGACACCUUGGCAUUGGCUAGCAGACUUUUAUGUAAAGUGUUAAAGGUGGUUCAUUAUGUUUUCUAACCAGUUGAAUUGAUGGUUGUUCAGUUACCUGUUUCUCCAAUCAAUUACCUUUUAUGUAAUUCAAGUACAUUUUUGAGAAAGCAGGUUAUAUAGGGUACUCUCACUUCCAACAUGUAGAGAAAGUAUGUUGCCACAAAGAAUUGUAAAUUGUCCAUUCUGAAGCAAUUGUUUUCUGAUAAGAUAGCAAAUACUUACACUUUUGCAUUGAAGCUUCCAUGUGUAUUGCAAUAGAAAUAUUAAAUAGACAUUGACCACUA